AAGGCUGCAUGGAGGAGGAUGGGACAGGUGACGUCGUGGAGCUACUGGACGAGGAGGAGGAAGCUGAGGAAGAUGUGGAGCGGGAUGUUGAACCUUCUACGGGGAGAGGAAACGUUCUGGGAAGAUGCAAUCAGCUCAAUGAUGUGAGUGUGUAUUAUAGGCGAGAUGAGGUAUGAAUGUAAGAGAGUAAUAAAGUUGUUCGAUGUGUUGA
Guillardia theta CCMP2712 is the source of this 211-nucleotide messenger RNA. RefSeq lists its product as hypothetical. The record is from RefSeq and is a predicted model, not a curated record. The transcript has a single exon. Bases 9 to 176 code for a protein of 55 amino acids. Lineage: Eukaryota; Cryptophyceae; Pyrenomonadales; Geminigeraceae.